This is a messenger RNA of Paracoccidioides brasiliensis Pb18, 339 nucleotides long. RefSeq lists its product as uncharacterized. The coding region runs from base 1 to 339 and encodes 112 amino acids. The transcript has a single exon. The record is from RefSeq and is a predicted model, not a curated record.
AUGCGAAAAGGCGAUGUAGAACUCGGGUCGCCGGGGAGGGAGAAGACCAAGAAGGACAAUACCAUCAAUACGGGGCUAGAAGCAUUCUUUAGUCAUUUGUCCGACGCUGUAGCAACUCGGUUAUUUUCAGGAGAAAUGUUCCAGGAAGACACCAGACAUAGAUACCAGGCAUGUGGACGUAUUAGAGUCCGCGGAAACUCCCCAAACGAAAAUAAGAAACGGUCAUGCAAAAUCAACUUCAGUGAACUCCAUGCCCAUCUAAAAUCCCCACCCCGCUCUUUGCCUAUCCAAAUCGCUGGGCGGGAAGCUCCCCGAAUAUCAAAUAAGCCCGACUCUUAG